Molecule: messenger RNA, 1465 nt
Organism: Drosophila obscura
Lineage: Eukaryota; Metazoa; Arthropoda; Insecta; Diptera; Drosophilidae
Exons: 3
Coding region: 40-1263 (407 amino acids)
Source: RefSeq, a predicted model, not a curated record
AUUACUAUAGGAAAACUUCAUAUCUUUGUGUUAAAAAAGAUGGGCGCCGUUCAAAAGAUAUUGGAUGUGCCACUGGACAAUCUCCUGUUGAUAUUCAAACACCUUGAAGGGGAAACAGAGGAUCAACUAUCGUUGGCCCACACCCAUCCAAUAUUUUAUAAAGCAUUUGGCCUUUACGCUUCCAAGAGAUUUAAAUCGGUUAAUUUCGAUGAAUUUCCCAUUGCGUACUGGUCGGCUAUGCUAAAUCUAUGCGGUGCGAGUGUUGUUUGCAUUUCAACUAAACUUGUUGCGAAUGCUGUGGCUAUGGCCACGCUGAUUGACGAAUUUUGUCCCAAUGUGAGCGAAUUAUUUAUGCCGAUACGUGCCCGUUAUUGGCACGUUGUCAAGCCCUUCAUUAAGAGAAUGCGUAAACUGUAUCUGCUUCGAUUUGAGAACAACUACAGUUCGAUUAGCGUGAUCAGAACGUUGCGGCAUUUGCCGCAGCUCAGGAUUCUGUCUUUGCAUGGAUUUAGAGUUUGCAAUGUGAUGAGAAUCAAAGAGUUGCUGCUGCUGGAAAAACUUGAAGUAGUGACCAGAGUUCCCAUUAAUUUAAAUGAAUUGUGCUUUGCCAUGUCCAAUUUGGAAAUAUUGCAAGCAGAGAUGGCUUUAAUCAAUUUUCCAAACUAUUAUCCUCGAUGGCCCUGCCUGAGGACUCUGAGCAUUGGUUGGGGUCGUUUCGCAACCGAACUGCCGUAUAUGCCAAAUCUGCAAAUAUUAAGCAUUAGCGUUACCCACACUAAUUUGCGACUCUCUCAGAUAUUUGGCAGAUCGGUCUUGCAAUACGCCAACACCUUGCAGACACUUCGUUUGCCCCAAAAUCAGUGUUAUUAUCCGAACGACAUCCAGAUCAUCGCCCAACUAAAGUCACUGAAAACUCUGCAAUGCUACUUCAUCGAUAAUCGUUCCUUGAGCUCCAUUCAUUUGGAUGAGCUCCAGACGCUGUUUAUUCCGAAUUCCCCCGCUAUACGGAAUUCUGGGGUCCUUGGGGUUCUUCGUGGCUGCAAAAGUCUACGACGAUUGGACAUCUUUGAUUGUCCACUACUUAGCCCAGACUUGGUAGGACCAGCAAUUAAGGUGCUGAAGGAGAAUGGCGUUCAGCCGGAUAAUCCAUUGGUUAUGACAGUUAGUUCUUUAUUCGGAGAUGAUAUCAUACAACUGACUCGCUCGGAUCCGACCAAUCAAGUGCUGCUCUUGACGACACGUUCAGUGUGCAUUCAUGACUGAAAAUGGGUAAAUGAAUUACAUAUCUGAAUCAAAAAUAGUAAGCAAAGCUAAAACUUUAAAUAUUUUUCUUUAUUUAAGUAGAGCACUAAUUUUAGCAAAAGUCCAUAAAAGAUUAGAGUGAAUCUGAAUUGAAUAUAAAUAGAAAAUCAAAGGAAUUUACUAAUAUAUAUAUUUUUUAUUAGAUUAAUGUAUAAUACAGCGA